This is a messenger RNA of Symbiodinium pilosum, 3135 nucleotides long. Lineage: Eukaryota; Dinophyceae; Suessiales; Symbiodiniaceae. The record is from the annotation of a GenBank genome assembly.
AUGACCAGCAGAGUUUCACGAGAGCCAAAUCGUCUGCUUGUGCUACGUGAUGGAUGGCAGCUGACUCCGCGUGGAAAGUACAUGCAGUUGUGCAACAUCCGCGGCAUUCGACCCGUGCUGCACCCACUGAUCACAGGUGAAUCCUCAAGCUUCACCAUGGCGGACGAAAACCUCGGUGAUGCCGACUUGCUGCCGUUGAUCCCUCUUUUAGAGGAGCUGCAACUCGAUGCAGCAGAUCUGUCUGGAAACCGUAUGCUCACAGAUAGGUCGCUUGUGCCAUUGAUCCGGUCACUGGCGCAGUCAGCUUUUUUGCGACGGCUCUGUUUCCGCUCGGUCCUGGGCCCCAGCAGCGCCGCGCUGCUUUCGGAAUUGCUGUUGAGUCGCACUGCCUUCAACAAGCUUGUCGCCUUGGAUGUCAGCGAGGUGCCGCUACAUAGGAAGAGCUUCCAGGCUCUGGCUGAGGCCAUCGCUCACCAUCCGACUAUGUUGGAGGUGAACUUGGCCAACACAGGUUUUGCUCCAUAUGCAACGGAUGGGAAGAUCUGCAUGAGCUGGCUGAUGUCAUGCCCACGCUUGCAGAAGCUGGACCUGUCAUGGAACUGCCUAGACAUUCCGGCUUUGCAGCAGCUUGGGCAAAGCUUGUCAAAGCAUCGCGCGCCCGAAAAGCUCAGCUUGGCUGGUUGCUCUGGGAGGUCUGCGCUGUCAUCAGACUUGCCCAUCGAAUACUUCCUGGAGCUGUUGUCCCAGAACAACACCCUCAAGCAACUUGAUCUCUCCCUGAACCACAUGGACUAUCGUGCGGCUCUGAUCCUUGAAGAUGCCCUUGAGAGCGGUCCUCUUCAGACUCUGGAUCUCAGCGAGAAUCCGCUUGGUCAGGUCGGUGUGCGAAGCAUCCUCAGGCUUUUGUGCAGCAGCCAGUCCAAGCUUCGAUUCAUCGCUCUUCGUGGCUGCACAGCUGGAGCUGUUCAGCCCGGCCUGGAUGCGAAGCAGAUCUUCAGCUAUGUGAAUCCGAGUGGGCUGUAUGAUCUGGAUCUGUCUCGCCCAUAUCAUCGGAGCCUGUUGCGCAUGUUGUACAAGAAGUGUGAGCUGUCUGGCCAAACUUUCGCUUCGGCAUUCCAAAUCCAGAGCACAACGACGGCAUACAGCCAUCCGGACAAGAAGGAGGGAAGAUACCCAAUGCCGCAAAGUGGGAGGCUCUCCACGGCAUUCUCGCUGGCCUGGCGUGACGAUGGAGAAGAUAUGUGGGGAUAUGCGAGGGCGGUGUAUCUGAACUGGACCUGCCGUCGAUUUUCUCCUUCUGUCCACAAGACAGCCCAGUUGCUAUACCAUUGGCAACUGGCACAAGAGAACCCCCAGGAGCAGCUCAUGAUACUGGAGGUCAUGGCCAAGGACUUCAUGAUUUCCUCGGCCUUGCUCCAGGAGAUGUGUGCUGGCAACCCAGAUAUGCUGAAGAACAUUCUGACGCGUCUGAUGCACUGUGUGAGUGGUGGUCGCUCUGAGAAGUUUCUCACUAUGAUGCGUGCGCCGACAGUGGCAAUUUACCUUCGCCUGCUGGAGGGAGUGAAGAAACUGCUCUUGUUCACACCGGAAAACCCUACGGGUCAUUACUACUUGGAGAUGUCCAACAGCGCAGACUUUGCAUUGGCUGAGCAGAUUUUGGUUUUGAACCAGUGGGAGAUCACGAUUGAGGAGCGCCUGGCCUAUGCAGAUACAUCUCAGUUCGGCAACCGCUGUCACCUUCGCAACAUGACCUAUGCAGGGCGGCGCCUGCCUGUCCAGGACGUGAAACAAUGGAUCCUGCCGACGUCUGACGCUUUUGCAUUCGACUAUGUAAGCUGCAAACGGCCCAGCGGCAAUGAUUCCACACUAGAAAGCUCAGACUUCGACAAGCUGCUGAAAUCACUUUCGAGGAUGAAGAAUCUCUCCUCGGAAGUUCGACUCAGAGCCUUAAGAAGCGUGUCCACGAUGCUCUACCUGACGUCCGUGCAAAUGCGCCAACUGCUAACGCUCUUUGAGGAGGAGUAUCGGGCUCGCUGUGCGGUCAUCUUUUUCUUCAGAGUGGUCGACAUGCAGAAUGAGAAGGUAUUUCGGUGUAUCUUCGAAGAUCCUGAGCAGCUGCUCAGCCUCCGGAAGAGCCUUGGGUUUCUGGCCUCCUUCCCCUACGUGCAGCCAGACCAUUGGACCGUUGAGCUCGAUCUCAGCCAGCACGACCAACGGAGGGCACUUCAUUGCCUGUGGACACUUGCGGAGCACGAGAAGAUAGAGCACUUGACGCACGUGGUGUAUACCACUGGCAGCGGUCACGUCAUUCAGGGUAGCGACUUCUUGGUUCCUCGAUCCUGGAUGACGUGGGAGACUGUGCCAACUAGUGGAAAAAUCAAGGUGACCUACACUGGGGGCAAAGAUACCCGCAAUUGGGCUUACCGGAAAAAGCUCUACGAGCAGUAUGGCCUCUGGAAGUUGGACUGCAACAAUUCCCAGGUCCAGUGGUGGGCCUCCUUGACGGAAGCGCCAGCCGAGGUGGUAAAGUUCCUGCAGAUGCUGGUCGGUCGGUUCAGCGACUUUGACCAAGCCUUCACGUUCAUGGAUGGUGGUGUGAAAGGGAAUGGCGUCAUUAAUUUGAAGGAGCUGUAUGAACGCAUGCGCCGCAUGGGCAUCAAGUCUUUGAAAGGACCCUUUUGUCAGAAGGUCUUCCGCUUUCUAGAUCCAAAUGGAAGCGGGAGCAUCUCACGAGAGGAGUGGACUGAACUGGCCGACUUGUACAAGGAGGUCAGCAUGAGACUCAACGAGUUCGCACUUUUCUUGGAGCGACAGUUUCCAUCAUCGCGCGGAGUGCUUCGAAAGGUGUGGGAUCUCCUCGAUCCUGAAGGCGUGGGCAGUCUGUCCCGCAGCAAGUUCGAGAAAGCUGUGCGGAAUCAGCUCGGGUUCUUGGGAUCGACUCGUAUCAUUGUUGAAUUCCUGGACCUUGACGAUACGGACAGCAUCGACUGGCAGGAAAUGCUGCAGCUGGAACGCUUCAUGAGAGAUGUGCGCCCACAAAGUGCCCGACUUGUCCAACCACCGACUCCUCCGGAUGGGUCUGCGUCUUCCAGGAAACCAAUUUCGAGGAGGAAAUCAGCGCUUGCCAGUUUGUGA